GUCUGCUCUGUGCAGAGGGAGUGGAGCGCGGAGGGCUUGUGGCUUCGUAGUUCCUCUUCUGUGAACAGCCGAGAUCACGCGCUCCUCCCCAGCCACCCGUUCCUCCCCGCAGUCCUUCCCCUCCACUCCCUUCCCCUUCUCUGCUCACGCAGGGAGCCCAGGAAGCCUCCGCCUCAGAGAUGCUACCGCUGCUGCUGCCCCUGCUGUGGGCAGGGGCCCUGGCUCAGGAGCGGAGAUUCCAGCUGGAGGGCCCAGAGUCACUGACGGUGCAGGAGGGUCUGUGCGUCCUCGUACCCUGCAGAUUGCCCACUACUUCUUCAGCCUCGUACCCUGAUUAUGGCUACUGGUUCCUGGAAGGGGCUGAUGUUCCAGUGGCCACAAAUGACCCACAUGAAGAAGUGCAGGAGGAGACCCGGGGCCGAUUCCACCUCCUCUGGGAUCCCAGAAGGAAGAACUGCUCCCUGAGCAUCAGAGAUGCCCGGAGGAGGGACAAUGCUGCAUACUUCUUUCGGUUGAAGUUGAAAUGGACGAAAUACGUUUAUACAUCUUCCAAGCUCUCUGUGCGUGUGAUGGCCCUGACCCACAGGCCCAACAUCUCCAUCCCAGGGACCCUGGAGUCUGGCUGUUCUAGGACCCUGACCUGCUCUGUGCCCUGGGCCUGUGAGCAGGGGACGCCCCCUAUCUUCUCCUGGAUGUCAGCUGCCCCCACCUCCCUGGGCCCCAGGACCACCCAGUCCUCGGUGCUCACAAUCACCCCACAGCCCCAGGACCACAGCACCAACCUCACCUGUCAGGUGACGUUCCCUGGAGCCAGUGUGACCGUGGAGAGAACCAUCCAGCUCAAUGUCUCCUGCAUGUUGAGGCAGCCACCUCUUUCCACCCCAGAUGCUCCACAGAAAGUGGCCGUCAGCAUCUUCCAAGGAAACAGCACAGCCUUCAAAAUCCUGCAAAACACCUCGUCCCUCCCUGUCCUGGAGGGCCAGGCUCUGCGGCUGCUCUGUGAUGCUGACAGCAACCCCCCUGCACACCUGAGCUGGUUCCAGGGCUUCCCCGCCCUGAACGCCACCCCCAUCUCCAAUACCGGGGUCCUGGAGCUGCCUCAAGUAGGGUCUGCAGAAGAAGGAGAUUUCACCUGCCGUGCUCAGCAUCCUCUGGGCUCCCUGCAAAUCUCUCUGAGUCUCUUUGUGCAUCGGAAACCAGAAGGCAGGGCUGGUGGUGUCCUGGGAGCAGUCUGGGGAGCUGGCAUCACAGCCCUGGUUUUCCUCUGUGUUUGCUUCAUCUUCAGGGUCAUCAGCACCAGUUCCAGACAGGCAUAGUUUCAGACCAUCCUGCGGAGGCUGGCCCCAUCUCAGAAGAUGAGCAGGAGCUCCACUAUGCUUUCCUACGCUUCCACAAGGUGCAACUUCAGGAACCAAAGGUCACCGACACAGAGUACUCAGAAAUCAAGAUACACAAGUGAGGAAUUGUCCAAAGCCAUAACCUUGAUUGGAGAGAACAUGGUACCUCUCAGUGUAUUGGUUACUAGGGCUGCCACAGCGACGUACCACAAACUGAGUGACGUAAACACAGAUCUUUAUUUUCUUAUAGUUUCAGAUGUUAGAGGUCUGAGAACAAGGUGUUAUCAGGGUUGGUUCCUCCUAAGGCCUCUCUUGUUGGCUUGUAGAUGGCUGUCUCCUCCUUGUGUCUUCACAUGGUCUUUCCUCUGAGUGCGUUUGUGUCCUAAUCUUCUCUUCUUAUAAAGACACUAGUCAUAUUGGAUUAGGGCUUCCCCAUGACCUAAUUUAAAUAAAUUAACUAUUUAAAGACCCUCCAAAUACAGUAACCUUCUGAGAUAUUGAGAUUUAGGACUUCCAACAUAUGAAUUUUAGAAGGGAACAACUUAGCCCAUAACACUGUGUCCAAUUCUUUUAAAAUUAAUGUUUUUGUUGUCAAUGGACUAUAUAAAUUCCUUCAUAUAUAUGGCAGACCACAGGACUUCUGUCCAGGAGAACCGAGUUCAACUCCAUCUAUGCCAGCUAUUGAGCAAGUCACUUUAUCUCCCUGCUCUGUAAGGCAGGGAAAUAAUUUCCAUCUAACCAGAUUAUUGUGAAAGGUCAAAGAAAGCAUACAGCUAACAUACAGCUUUGUUAGCUGUAAAACAGCUAACAAAGAUCCUGACACAAAGGUUUUCAUAAAGUCUGUAUAUUAUUGUAAAUAAAUGCCUUGUAUCUGGCUUUGGUUAGCUUUUUUUUUUUUUUUUUUUUCCUGAAACAGAGUCUUGCUGUAUCUCCCAGGCUGGAGUGCAGUGGUGCGAUCUCGGCUCACUGCAAGCUUUGCCCCCUGGAUUCAUGCCAUUCUCCUGCCUCAGCCUCCCAAGUAGCUGGGACUACAGGAGCCCACCACCACACCCGGCUAAUUUUUUGUAUUUUUAGUAGAGAUGGGGUUUCACCAUGUUAGCCGGGAUGGUCUUGAUCUCCUGACCUGGUGAUCCACCCUCCUCAGCCUCCCAAAGUGCUGGGAUUACAGGCAUGAGCCACCGCGCCCGGCUUUGGUUAGCUGUUUUAACAGACGGUUUCUGCUGGCAAUUUUUUCUAAGGCUAAAAAGGAGUAGGCCCAGAGGCCACAGCACCAGGUGUCUGUGUCAACCCCUGUUCAGAACUCUUCAUGACUCCCCAAAAUAAGGUUUCCAUCCAUCAUCUUUCUGCUCAAGCCUUUCUACAUGAUCUUGUCCAUCCAGAUUUCCCCAAAUCAAUUCCUCACCAGUCACCAAUACCCCAUGUCCAUUUCCGCAGCUUCCUCUUACAAAUCCCAGUCUCCACUCUUUCAGUGAAAUUGAAGAAAGCAUUUAAUGAAGACCAACUAUUAAGGAAAAUUCUUAAGAGUAGCCACGAAAAAUAAAAAGACAGAUUACACUUAAAAGACCACAGUCAGCAGUGGCUCAUGCCUGUAAUCCCAGCACUUUGGGAGGCUGAGGUGGGUGGAUCACUGGAGGUCAGGAGUUCGAGACUGGUCUGGCCAACAUGGUGAAAUGCCAUCUCUACUAAAAUACAAAAAUUAGCUGGGCAUGGUGGUGCUUGCCUGUAAUCCCAGGUACUUCAGCAGGCUGAAGCAAGAGAAUUGCUUGAACCUGGGAGGUGGAGGUUGAAGUGAGCUGAGACUGCAUCACUGCACUCCAGCCUGGGUGACAGAGCGAGACUCCAACUCAGAAAAAACAAAACAAAACAAACAAACAAGCAAAAAAACCACAAUUAGACUGACAGCUGACUUUUUUAGGAGCAAUAUUGGAAGGCUAAAUGCAAUAGAAAGAUGUCUUUGAUGCCUUAAGAGAAAUAAAUGUUGCUUUAGAAAGCCUACUCAAUGAAAACACAUUUUAAGACUGAAAGUGAAAUAUAGAUAUUUUAAGGAAAACCAAAAUAUGUGAGUGUCAAUAAAGAAAAGAUUUCUCAAAUAAAUUCUAAAAUAUAUAAUUCAGGUAUUAGGAAAGUGAUCCCAGAUUAGAUUUUUGAGAUCCAAAAAAAAAAAAUGAAAACCUAAGAAAGUAGCAAAUAUGUGAGCAAAAUGAAACAAAUACUUGUUGUAAAAAUAAUGACGGUUUGUAGAGGGGUCAAACAUCAAAUGUAAUAUUGAAAUACCAAUAUUAUGUAGCCCACAAACUAUAAUAACAUAAAGUUCAGAAGAGUGUAAAUAGAACUUCUAUUACAUAAAGUCUUUAUAUUAUUCCAGAGAAAAGUAAAUGUUUUGAUGAAUGUUA
This is a messenger RNA of Nomascus leucogenys (northern white-cheeked gibbon), 3730 nucleotides long. It is a transcript of the gene SIGLEC6, whose product is annotated as sialic acid binding Ig like lectin 6. Gene Ontology annotation, cellular component: plasma membrane. The transcript has 7 exons. Gene Ontology annotation, biological process: cell adhesion. The record is from RefSeq and is a predicted model, not a curated record. Gene Ontology annotation, molecular function: sialic acid binding. Bases 180 to 1316 code for a protein of 378 amino acids. Lineage: Eukaryota; Metazoa; Chordata; Mammalia; Primates; Hylobatidae.